AUCAAUAAAAUAUAUUCAAGCCCAUGGUCUCGCUCUAAAUUAUUCAGCUGCCGUCUCGGCGAUCCCUCUCCGGCGGCAAGGGAGACCUUCCGAUACGACGCUGAAAUUUCUGCAAUAGAUAAUAAGAAGAUUUUCUCAGACAAAGUUUCCAUCUGGUUUGCACGAUGGAGGCCUUCUCGCAGCUGCCCUACCAUGCAAGCCACUCGAUCGUGUGAGGAGACGUUUCAACUGGAACGCAUUAUAUGUACCUGCUCAAUCCGCCUCUUCCCCUCGCCCUCAAUUUUGUUCGGAGAGUCAAAAAAUCAGGCUAAGAGCACAAUCCCAAAUCGAACUCUCAUGUUUACGAAUGAUCGGAGACAGAAAGAGCGCGAGGGGAAAUAUGGAACCCCUAGGCUGCAAUACCUCCAGGAAUUGGUUACUCAAUUUCAGAAUUCAUCUGAUGAAGAAAUGAAAGAGAAAAUUGUUGCCAAUUUGGGGAACUUUGCAUAUGAUCCUUACAAUUAUACGUUCCUCCGCCAGCUAAAUGUUCUGGAACUUUUUCUGGACUGUCUAACCGAGCCUAACGAGAGGCUUGUGGAGUUUGCUCUUGGCGGCAUUUGCAAUGCUUGUGCAGAUCCCACAAAUGCAGCUGUUAUCGUUCAAUGUGGAGGCGUUCCUCUCGUCAUCCAAUGUUUAUCUAGCCCGGUUAAGAAUACGGUGAAUUGUGCUAUUGGAUCACUGUACUAUCUCUGUAAUUCGACUACAAAGAAUGAAAUCUUGAAACCUGAGGUCGUCGACGCCAUUAAAAGGUUUGCAGCAGCAGGUGCAGUAAAUGUGAGCUUCAGCAAUCUUGCCCAGGCUUUCUUGGAUAAUGACUACCUUUUCAAGAUGUUGCUUAUUGGAGAUUCAGGUGUUGGCAAAUCAUGUCUUCUCCUGAGGUUUGCAGAUGACUCAUACCUUGAGAGUUACAUCAGUACCAUUGGUGUGGACUUUAAAAUCCGCACAGUGGAGCUAGAUGGGAAAACAAUUAAGCUGCAGAUUUGGGAUACUGCUGGACAGGAACGUUUUCGGACAAUUACUAGUAGCUACUACCGCGGCGCUCAUGGCAUUAUUGUUGUUUACGACGUCACUGAUCAAGAGAGUUUCAAGAAUGUCAAGCAAUGGUUGAAUGAAAUUGAUCGAUACGCAAGUGAUAACAUCAACAAGCUUCUUGUCGGAAACAAGUGCGACCUCACAGCCCAAAAAGUCGUCCCCACAGAAACAGCAAAGGCAUUUGCCGAUGAAAUUGGCAUACCUUUCAUGGAAACAAGCGCCAAAAAUUCGACCAAUGUGGAGCAAGCUUUCAUGGCUAUGGCUUCCUCCAUCAAGAGCAGGAUGGCAAGCCAACCGUCGAUGAACGCUCGACCUCCGUUGGUGCAGAUCAAAGGACAGCCUGUUAACCAAAAAUCCGGCUGCUGCUCUACCUAAGAUCCAUCGAGCAAUUCGAAGAAUCCC
Molecule: messenger RNA, 1473 nt
Organism: Andrographis paniculata
Lineage: Eukaryota; Viridiplantae; Streptophyta; Magnoliopsida; Lamiales; Acanthaceae
Product: GTP-binding protein YPTM2-like
Exons: 14
Coding region: 193-1446 (417 amino acids)
Molecular function (GO): GTPase activity; protein binding; GTP binding
Source: RefSeq, a predicted model, not a curated record